AUGGCAACUGCUCUUGACCCAGACGAUGUACUGCGUUCAACCGAUGGUAAGGCAAAUUUUCAGCGCCUUGCAAGACUUUUAAUAAGUGGAGGCACUACCCUGUUAAGACAGAUUUUUGACCUCAUUCAUCCUCCAAGUAAUUUCCCUGCAGUUCUUAACAAUCCUGUGACACAGAAACAGCUCAAAGCAGCGAAAUUAACUAAGCCGCAGUGGGACUGUCUCUACCCAUACCCAGGGGGGUACGGUAAGUCAGUAGACUUUGACGUUACUCUUCUCUUUCGCCUGCUGAGAACAAUAUGCAACCUCAGUCCUCCACCCACGGGUUGGGAUGUGUUACCAGCAAGCUCAGACGUCAGUUUAACCGCAGAUUUGGCAAGAAUAAAGUACUACAGAAACUCCAUUUUCGGUCACGUUAACCAGUGUAUGGAGAUCCCAGAUGGCAAGUUUCUAAUCCUUUGGCAAGAAAUUGGCGAUGCUCUUGUGAGAAUUGCUGGACAGAUUGGUCACUCGGCGAAAACGGCAUGGCAGACUUCUGUCGAUAACUUCCUGAGGGAUCCCCUCACGCCAGACGAUGAUAGGAAUGCAAAAGAACUGGAGAGAUGGUAUAUGAAUGAUAUGGAUAUCAAGAAAUCCAUGGAGGCAUUGAAAACCACAACACACGAGGGAUUCGAUCAUUUGGAAACAGGAAUCAGCAACUUACAGGCGUUACAGGAGGAAUUUGCGGAAACAACGCAAACUAUUGAUGAGGGUGUCCGGCGCUUAGAGUCCAUAUUUCGAGAGGAAACGCAAGAUAUCAAAGAUCAUCUAGGCGAGAUGUAUCGUUUAAUAGAUGCUGGAUUUCACUCUGCUGGCGGUAAGUUAAAAAGAGGUUAUUUUUGCUUUCCUGGCUUUUUUGUGAAGGCAAUAUUAACUCAUGUAUUCUCAGAUAAGCGCGCAAUUCAGAUAUUCUCAGAUAUAAUGAAGAAGCCUGGGUGAGUCAUUUGUGGCCGGCACCAAAAAAAGUCCGCACGGCUCGGAGCGAAGUCUUCGUUCUGCUUAUGGUGUACAAAUAAUGAAGCUAAAGUGCUCAGAAACAAUACGCACAGUAUUAGUCAAACCUCAUCAAUGCGAGCGCAUUAUAGAAAGCAGAUAAUGUUCCAAAACGAAAGAAUUUCAAAACUUCCUGAUAGCUAUUCCCUCCUCGUGUGCUUAAACAAUUAAUGCCUAUGCUUGAUGUAAAAUCACACUGAGGGGAUCUCACUUUUCUGGGAGAAUUUCUGGCUACCUUUUGUACAAGUGUCAUUCGAAUUAAACAGAUUUUUGGCGCUCUAUUAAAAAUGUGAUUUCCACAACCACAUUUUAUUAAUCUUUUUUAUUCAGCAGUUCAUCUGACAAACGUAUACGGGGACAGCACGGGACAUUUUGUUCAACGGAUGCCUAUAAUACCACAGGCAUCCCAAGCAGUGGGCCAGAGUGUGAAAAUGACAGGAUUUAUUCCGCCUCAGCCUACGAUGUAUGGAGGCAUUCCAUCAGCGCAAGAUUCCCUGAAUUUAAUUGCUCUCAGAUACUUUCAGUUUGUCGACCCUUCGAAGCCGGAGCAGUUGAAUACUUACUUAGAAAAUCUGGAAAAGGUGCGGCAAGCGCUGUUUAUUCACGAAGAGUCGCCGGAAGCAUUGAAAAUCCUGAAGAAACUUUGGAAACACCACCGCGCAGAUGAGCCAGAAGAAAUGGCAAGAGUAUUCAUUGAAGCGGAAAACAUUCUGAGAGAAUGUGGGCAAAUCGAGGAGUACAGUGCGUGUUCACGGCCUCGCACCAAUCAACAUGCAGGUUGGUGUAAGGGGGAGAGCGCGCGCACGUGUGUGUGCAGUAAUCGGGACGCUUACUUCUUAAGCCUAUUUUUUCUUAUGUCCACUACGAUCUCUUAAAAGGUCCAACGAUAUUGCUGCGAUUGCUGCGAAAAAUCGAUAGUUGGGGUAAAAUUCAGUUCUACAAGCCAACAUACCGAAAUCUCCUUUCACAUAAUUUUCGCUUCCAAUAUUGAUUCCAAAGCCAUAUUUCUUGAAAGAAAAGUGACAUAGAAGCUAAAAUCGAAUAUAUUAACAAUUUUGCUAAUCCGCAAAUUUGAAAUUAAAUAAAGUUUUUACAUGAUGGUGAUUUUUUAUCGUAAGUGGUACAUUCCAAACUUAGCCUUGAGCUUAGUCCAUCUCAAUGACCGCAUUUAUUAUCACGCUACUAUUUGUUAACAGUUAAGAAAUUAAAUUGCAGAAUUUAUUUUAACUAUUUAAAUGUUUCUUUUUCUUAGCCACUGGUCCAGUAUGCUUGCAAAUCAACAACAUCAGUGAUCCACCUAAAAAGCAAGACUCGGUUACUGAGCUUAGAGAGAAGUUUGCACACUUACGAAGACUAUGCGAGGAUCUGCAGAACGCUGUUCUCCGAUGGAUCGUGAUAAGAGAGGCCACUAUACAAAAGUUAAAGUCACUUGUAGUGCAUUUGAAAGACGUUGAGUCAGAAGUCCAUUCCAGACAAUACAGAUUAGUAGCCACGCUCACUGGGUUAGCCUCAGUCUCAGUAUAUUGUAUACCUAUCAUGGGCCAAUUAUUUGCUGUAGCCAGUAUAAUUGCAAUGAUAGGCAAAACCGAAUUUGAGGAAAUCCUGCGUAGUUUAGGGCUCAGUGAAGUGCAGGCGUUAAUUGAGGAGGAUCGCAAAUGUUGCUUGGAGCUUCAACAACAAUUUAAUUCCUUGGAAAACUUCAUAUCUACUCUGGCAGAGUUUCUUAUACCCCUGAAUGAUAACGUGUUUCUUCUUAAGGAAAUGGUUGAGAGUAGCUUUGAAUUCCUUUACAAGUAUAUAGCCUGUGAAGACAUUGACACAUCCACUGUGACGAAAGUGGGAUUCUGUGCGAAGUUUCUUCGAGCAGCCACUUCUGCAGGUACGAUGUCCUCUUCAAUCUCAGAUGCACAGUCUGCUACCGUUUUUGUUUCUGAAGUUGCUAGGGUAGUCGCCAUGGCUCGCUCUGAGUCUAAAUGUGAGGCUGUCCGCACUGGGACACUUGCGAAAUACAUUGCAGACAGCUGUAGUAGUGAUAUUAAAUCCUAUCUUUUUCCUCUCGAGAUUGCUCUGUUCCUGCUAUCUUCUUUUAAGGAUUAUUGUGGUUCUGUCUCUUUGAUGGCGGAAGAUAUCAGGGGGAUUCUGAACGAGCUGGAAUGCCCAAAUGAAGAAGAAAUUCAAUGUUUGGUGCAAAGUCUCAUCGAGGGCAGCUUUAACAAGGCUUACAGAAUGGUGGAAAGCGAUAGUCAACGAGAAUACCGC
Porites evermanni is the source of this 3288-nucleotide messenger RNA. NCBI's taxonomy places the organism in Eukaryota, Metazoa, Cnidaria, Anthozoa, Scleractinia, Poritidae. The record is from the annotation of a GenBank genome assembly.